Molecule: messenger RNA, 343 nt
Organism: Cylicostephanus goldi
Lineage: Eukaryota; Metazoa; Nematoda; Chromadorea; Rhabditida; Strongylidae
Source: the annotation of a GenBank genome assembly
GGCUCCAAGUAAGCCAGCAUGGGAGUAUGGUGAUGCAAAUAGCUAUGACGACUCAAAUGAAGCGUCUACAAGCAAACCUGGUAAACCUGUGAAACAAUUUAUGGAUGGCCUUGUACGCAAUGUUAAUCUGGUUACUGACUCCGUAAAGAGAAAAAUGUUACAGGGAAAGAUCAAAGAAUUAUGCGGAGCUAAGCGUGAUGGCUUCCCUGGAUUGCAACCUGUGUCGCUGGAAAGGUCACGUGAGGCCGAUAACAUGAAGCUUCUGGCACAGCGUCCAUACAUGGUGUCAUGGAAAGCAGAUGGAAUGAGGUAUUUACGCUUUCCUGAAAUUUUCACUCUCUGA